UGGUUGCAAUUUGAUUGGGGACUGAUUUUCCAUAAGGAUGGAAAGUUGCUUAACUGGAAAUACUGAAGCAAAGGGGAGAGAUGAAGAUCAGGAAGAUCAGGAGAUUUCCCCCGAUAUAUACGCACAGUUUCUGCAACGUCACGAAGGUGUCAUGAGGGAUGAGGCGACCAUGCUCGGCUUUAAGGCAGCGUUCGCGGCGAAUGCCGAACUCUUCCGAGGCGCCACCGUGCUUGAGGUGAACUGCGGCAGUGGAAUGCUGUCGAUGUGGGCGGCGCAGAGGGGCGCGGCACGAGUGAUUGCCGUGGAGCCGAGUGACGUCUGUCGGGUUGCGCGUCAAUUGGUGCGUCACAAUCACCUGGAGCAUGUGAUCGAUGUGGUGCAGGGAACUGUGCAACAAUUACAGCUGCCCCCCGUGGAUGUCAUCAUAUCCAAGUGGAUGGGUGCCUGCCUGAUGUACAGCUCUGCCGUGGAGGAUGUGCUCUGUGCCCGCGACAAGUGCCUCAAGCCAGGUGGCUGCAUCUUUCCCUCCCAGGCCAACCUCUAUAUAGCUGCCGCAGAUCAGGCCCGCAGAUCCGAGGACAUGAUCAGCUCCCCGUUGCAGUACUGGACACGUUAUUCUGGCCUAAAUCUGUCGCUUGCCUUUGAAAUCGCCCAGCAGACGCCUCUGGUCAGCUACAUAGAUGUCACCCAGGUGCUUACCCAGCGUCAUCUGCUGCAACGCUUCGAUAUGCACACACUGAGUCGCGAUCAACUAAGCUUCACUGUACCAUUCAAGCUGCGCUCUCUACGCCAAUCUCUGGCCAAAUACUUUGUGCUCUACUUUGACUUUCGCUUUCCGUCACCUGGUCAAGUCUUCAAAGUCAGCACAAGUCCCAGUGCUCCGGCCACACAAUGGAAGCAGACACUCUUCCCCAUCGACGAUCAUCUGCCGCUCUGCGUGGGCGAUACCAUCUCUGGUCAGUUCCGGGUCAGCCGAAGUCCACGGCAUCUGGACUUUGACAUCGGUUGGAGUUGCCACAACAAACUGACAAGCAUCAAGUUGCAUACACAAAUCUAUCGGAUGCAGGGAGAGGCGCAGGCCAUUUAAAUAAGUAUAGCACAGAUCCAAUUAAAGGACAUUAUGAAAUUGAAUUCAUUAUCACAUUAUGUCACACAUGAAGUAUAUAUUUCAUUUCAUGUUAAUUUAAUUUAAGCAUAUUUCAAUUUGAAUAUAUCUAUUCAAUAUGAAACAAAAUGAAAGUGAGUCCAUUUUGUCUUCAUAUUAAUACGUUAUUCAAUGUAUUUGUAAAUUUGUAUAAAUAUUAUG
Messenger RNA from Drosophila innubila, 1306 nucleotides. RefSeq names its product protein arginine N-methyltransferase 1-like. Gene Ontology annotation, cellular component: nucleus. The record is from RefSeq and is a predicted model, not a curated record. The transcript has 2 exons. Gene Ontology annotation, biological process: peptidyl-arginine methylation. Gene Ontology annotation, molecular function: protein-arginine N-methyltransferase activity. The coding region runs from base 38 to 1087 and encodes 349 amino acids. NCBI's taxonomy places the organism in Eukaryota, Metazoa, Arthropoda, Insecta, Diptera, Drosophilidae.